AUGGCCACCUUUUCCAGGCGAUUGCUAGAUCCAUGUCGCUCAUCGUUGUCGAAGGCAGCUCUACAACCAGAGGUCCAAGGAAGUCCGCACGACAUCUUCCGUAGAGUAUCAUCGCUCUUAUGGCCUACUCUUCUUUGCACGGAAGACAAGCUGUAUGAGCGUCAAAAUGAUACGGAAAGGGCAGAAGUCAAAAUCCCUAUCCAACCUCUUACAAUCACGUACCAAGAGGCUCUGAAGUUAAUGCCGUGGCAAAUGGACAAUCCUCAUAUCCAUACAGGUUAUAGAAGACCGACUGGUUCUAUCAGAGCAUGUAUAAGCAGUAUCUUCGGAUAUAUCCACAACGAAAGUGGAAACAUUCUGACUCAUCUUACUGGUGCCAUAGGGUUCAUGAUCAUACUCAUCAACCAUCUUUCCACGUCGACUCUCGGAAGGUCGUCUUCAAUUGAUAUGCUUGAGUUCGUUCCAAUGGCUGUCUAUCUUUGCUCAGCUAUAUCGUGUCUUGGGAUGAGUACAGCUUUUCAUACUCUUAAUUCUCACUCCAAGAAAAUCUCUGACCGAGCUCAUCGAUGCGACUACGCUGGUAUAUUAUUAUUGGCUGUGGGAACUAUUCUUCCGGUCAUAUAUUAUGCUUUUCAUGGCGACGUAUACUGGCAACUGAUUCACUCCGCUGUUAUCAUACUUGCUGGCUCCAUAACAGCAUAUGUUGUCCUUUGUCGUCGAUAUCGAGCUAAAAGAAUACUCCGCACAACUACUUUCUUCGUUCUCGGUUGUUCUGUCCUCAUUCCUCUCUAUCAUUUCACAAUGACCAGAGGAUAUGCUUAUGCUAAGACGACUAUUGGAAUUGAUAAGAUGAUCGUCUCCGGAUUCUUGUAUGCUUUAGGAACGGGAAUAUAUACAUCACGGUUCCCAGAAAGGUUAUAUCCGGGACGUUUUGAUAUUUUCUGUUCAUCGCAUCAGAUUUUUCAUACUUUAGUCGUUAUGGCUACAUUGUGUCAAUAUCUCGCUUUGAAGAGUAUCAUUGAUGUCAAGUGGGUCAGCGCAGAUUGA
Molecule: messenger RNA, 1047 nt
Organism: Kwoniella shivajii
Lineage: Eukaryota; Fungi; Basidiomycota; Tremellomycetes; Tremellales; Cryptococcaceae
Exons: 6
Coding region: 1-1047 (348 amino acids)
Biological process (GO): intracellular zinc ion homeostasis
Cellular component (GO): membrane
Molecular function (GO): signaling receptor activity
Source: RefSeq, a predicted model, not a curated record